Messenger RNA from Salarias fasciatus (jewelled blenny), 3241 nucleotides. RefSeq names its product muscle, skeletal, receptor tyrosine kinase (gene musk). Gene Ontology annotation, biological process: multicellular organism development; cell surface receptor protein tyrosine kinase signaling pathway; protein phosphorylation. The transcript has 17 exons. Gene Ontology annotation, cellular component: plasma membrane; signaling receptor complex. Gene Ontology annotation, molecular function: Wnt-protein binding; ATP binding; transmembrane receptor protein tyrosine kinase activity. Lineage: Eukaryota; Metazoa; Chordata; Actinopteri; Blenniiformes; Blenniidae. The record is from RefSeq and is a predicted model, not a curated record. Bases 1 to 2886 code for a protein of 961 amino acids.
AUGGAGACCGUGGGACGUGUUCUCGUCUUUCUGCUGGUUUUGGUCACCUCGAGUUACGGCAUACAGAGAGCACCUCGUAUCAUCACGCUGUUAGAGACAGUGGAUGUACUGCUGGAUCACAACGCCACCUUCAUCUGCGAGGUGGAGUCCCGCCCUCCGGCUGAGAUCACCUGGACCAAGAACAACCACCAAAUCAUGUACUAUGACUCCAGGUAUCUUACAAGAGAGCACGGUCAGAUGCUGAUCAUCCCUCACGUUCGAGAGUCUGAUAAUGGAGAAUACUGCUGCGUUGCCAAUAAUGGCAUCGGAGAGCCUGCAAAGAGCUGCGGAGCUCUUCAACUGAAGAUGAAGCCACAGAUCAAACGGCAUCCGACCAACGUAACCCUUCUGAUCGAAUCCAAAGCAGUGUUGCCCUGCGUGACCCUGGGAAAUCCUAAACCUGACAUCACAUGGCUCAAAGAUGAUGAGCUCAUCAAGAUCAGUGACCGCGUCACCAUUCUUGACUACGGCGCAUUAAAAAUCCACAACAUCCAGAAGGAGGAUGCAGGACAGUACCGCUGCGUGGCCAGGAAUAGUUUUGGUCUGGCCUUCUCCAAACCUGUCACCAUAGAGGUACAGGCUCCGUCACGGAUCCUGCGGGUUCCAAAGGAGAAGAGAGUAGCGUACGGCAGCCAGGUUUCCCUGGAGUGCAACGCCACAGGAAAUCCAAUCCCGACCAUUACUUGGCUGGAAAAUGGGAAUACCAUUUCAGGUGCAUCAGUGGAGGAGACCCUGGUGGGCGAGGUGGUUUUGUCCAUCCUUAAAGUAACGGCGACCAAGCCGGCCCUGUACACCUGUCUGGCCUCCAACAGACACAACGCCGGCGCCAACACGGUCAAAGCCACUGCAAGGGUCACCAUAGAAGAAUGGAGGCUCUACAAGGGCGUGGCGGGUUACUGCAGCGCGUAUCGCGGAGACGUUUGCCGCACGGUUCUGCGCGACGACUCGCUGGUGUUCUUCAACUCUUCCCACUUGGACCCCGAGGACAUGCAGGAGUACCUGGUGCAGAGCUGGUGGGCCGAGCUGGAGGGGCUCAGCGGGCUGUGCAGCCCUGCGGUGCGCUCUCUGCUCUGCCACUCGUCUUUCCCAGACUGCAACCCCUCAGGUCUGGGACCUGCGCCUAAACCUGUCUGCAGAGAGCACUGCUUAGCGGUGAAGGAGCUGUACUGCCAUAAGGAGUGGCUGCUUCUGGAAGGCAGCGCCUCCAUCCAGCCGGGUUUCUUCAGCUCCAUCGCUGGAUCCCACACCUCCAAAUCCCUGCUGCCCAACUGUCAGGCCUUACCAAGCCUUCAGACCGACCCCGGGGCUUGUACCUACGUUCCUUUUGUGGACAUCAAGAAAGAUCAAAUCACAACAACUUGUUACAAUGGCAGAGGACAGUUCUACCAAGGCACAGUGAACGUGACCAGAUCUGAGAUUCAGUGUCAGCCAUGGGACCAGCAGAUUCCCCACCAGCACCGCCUGUCUGUAGAGGUCAUUCCAGAGUUGAGGGACUCUGAAAACUACUGCAGGAACCCGGGAGGAAUCAGCGAGAAGCCCUGGUGUUACACCACCAACCCCAACAUCCGCUGGGAGUACUGUGCCGUGCCCCUGUGUGGGGAGACGUUCACGGCAUCAGCGGUGAAGCCGGAGUCGGCGGGCCCUCGUCAGACUCCACGUCUCCCGCCCACAACCACCGUGUCGUCCCCAGCUUACUCCAUGUCCGUCAUCGUGAUCGUCCUGGCCGCGCUCGCAGCCUCGGUCUUCCUGGCCGUCGUCGUCCUCGCCUGCCGCAGACGGAGGAAGCAGUGGAGGAAUCGGAAGAGAGCGAUGGAGACCCCGACGCUGAGCGCUCUUCCGUCUGAGCUCCUGCUGGAUCGACUCCACCCCAACCCCAUGUACCAGCGCGUCCCCCUGCUGCUGAACUCAAAGCUGCUGGCCCUGGAGUAUCCCCGCAACAACAUCCAAUACGUCAGAGAUAUUGGGGAGGGAGCCUUUGGGAGAGUUUUCCAAGCCAGAGCGCCGGCCCUGCUGCCCAUGGAGUCUUUCACCAUGGUGGCGGUGAAGAUGCUGAAGGAAGAAGCCUCGGCCGACAUGCAGAACGACUUCCAGCGGGAGGCGGCGCUCAUGGCCGAGUUCGACCAUCCCAACAUCGUCCGACUGCUCGGUGUGUGUGCGGUGGGUAAACCCAUGUGCCUGAUGUUUGAGUACAUGGCCCACGGCGACCUCAACGAGUUCCUGCGUCGCAGAUCCCCGACCCAGUCGGUGCGCACCCUCAGCAGGGCCAGCCUCUCCGGGCGCAGCUUCUCCUCCGAGAUGGAGGCGGGCGCCCUCUCCUGCCUGGAGCAGCUGUCCAUUUCCAAGCAGAUCGCCGCGGGGAUGGCUUACCUGUCGGAGCGCAAGUUCGUCCACCGCGACCUCGCCACGCGCAACUGCCUGGUCGGGGAGGAGAUGGUGGUGAAGAUCGCCGACUUCGGCCUCUCCAGGAACAUCUACUCGGCCGACUACUACAAAGCCAACGAAAACGACGCCAUCCCCAUUAGGUGGAUGCCGCCGGAGUCGAUUUUCUACAACCGCUACACCACCGAAUCGGACGUGUGGGCCUACGGCGUGGUGUUGUGGGAGAUUUUCUCCCAUGGGAUGCAGCCCUAUUACGGAAUGGGUCACGAAGAGGUGAUUUACUAUGUGAGGGACGGUCACAUUCUCUCGAGCCCCGAGAACUGUCCACUGGAGCUGUACAACCUGAUGAGGCUCUGCUGGAGCACACACCCGUCAGACAGGCCCAGCUUCAGCAGCAUACACCGCAUCCUGGAGCGCAUGCACGAGAACAGACUGAGCAUGAGCGCUGAGCCAGAGGCGGAGGGCUAGCUAACCUCGACAUGUGUCCAGCCGGUGAAAUGAAGUCAGUCCCAACACUGAGACGAACACUCAGUACAAGACUCAGAUAGUUGGGUGACGUCAGUCUCUCUGCUUGUCCAGGUUGGUUUUCAGUGGAGAUCGUCUGGUACUGACCGUAUACCUGGAUUCAGAAAUUAACCUAGUCUUGCUUUCAGUUUAGAAAAUACUAACUGAGUGGAUAAAACUGUCUGACUGACCCCUGACCACUGAAACUUAAAAAACGGGAGUUGCCCUUUAACUCCAGAGAAUUUGAAUCCCAAUUGUGUGGACGUGCCUUCAUACUUUUAUCAAACAGAUGUCUGCUAAACCUUGUUCUUCAAAUGUA